AUGCAGAAGGUGCCCCCUGACCGUGAUGCCAACCUGGUGCAGCCCCAAGAGCCCACCUCCUUGGCCCAGCAACUCUCGCUCCCUCACCCACAUGUCCCUGAGAACCUGGGUGCCGGCACGGGUCUCGGCCAGACCCUGGAGCGCCUGCGGGGACAAGCGUGCCACACCCUGAAAGCCUGCGUUGACAAAGACAAUUCUGGUGCCACAGUCCUGCACCUGGCUGCCCGCUUCGGCCACCCCGAGGUGGUGGACUGGCUGCUGCGUCACGGAGGUGGGGACCCCACCGCAGCCACAGACACGGGCGCCCUGCCCGUCCACUACGCCGCCGCCAAAGGAGACUUCCCCUCCCUGAGGCUUCUCAUCGGGCACUACCCUGAGGGAGUGAAUGCCCAAACCAAGAACGGUGCCACGCCCCUGUACCUGGCGUGCCAGGAGGGCCACCUGGAGGUGACGCAGUACCUGGUGCAGGAGUGCGGCGCGGACCCGCACACGAGCGCCCACGACGGCUGCUGCCAGAUCCUGGUAGUGAACGGCGCGGAGCUGGACGUCCGCGACCGCGACGGAUACACGCCCGCCGACCUCUCAGACUACAAUGGCCACAGCCACUGCACCCGCUACCUGCGCACCGUGGAGAACCUGAGUUUGGAGCACCGCGUGCUGUCGAGGGACCCGUCCACCGAGCUCGAGACCAAGCAGCCCGACUCAGGCAUGUCCUCGCCCAACACCACCGUGUCCGUCCAGCCACUGAACUUCGACCUCAGCUCGCCCACCAGCACCCUCUCCAACUACGACUCCUGCUCAUCCAGCCAGUCCAGUAUCAAGGGCCGGCGUCCCCCGCGCGGGCUUCCGAGAGCCAGAGCCGCAGAGAUACAGAGCUACAUGGACAUGCUGAGCCCGGAGCUGAGCCUGGCCCAGGGCAAGAUGGAGAAAACCACACCGCCGCCGCCACCCAGCUUCCCGCCGCCACCCCCGCCCCCAGACACCCAGCUGCCCCCUCCCCCUCCGGGCUACCCGGCCCCCAAGUCCCCCGCAGGGCUGCAGGCAGCUGACAUCUACAUGCAGACCAAGAGCAAGCUCCGCCACGUGGAGACCACGGGCUUCCGGAAGGAGGUAGUGAGCCUUCGCCUACCGCCUGCCUCUCAGCGCCCGGGCUGGUGGGGGUCAUGGAGGCCAAGGACUGCCCGGCUCCUGGGCACCCGACAGGGGUCCCUGGGCACCAAGUCUUUCAACAUGAUGACCCCGACCGGUGACAACGCGGAGCUGCUGGCUGAGAUCAAGGCUGGCAAGAGUCUGAAGCCCACGCCUCAGAGCAAGGGUCUGACCACCGUGUUCUCCGGCAGCGGGCAGCUGGCUUCCCAGGCCACCCCCGCGCCAGGGGUGCAGCUCGACGUGGAAGCGCUCAUCCCCACGCACGAUGAGCAGGGCCGGCCCAUCCCCGAGUGGAAGCGCCAGGUGAUGGUCCGCAAGAUGCAGCUGAAGAUGCAAGAGGAGGAGGAGCAGAGGCGGAAGCUGACAGCCGCCAGCUCGUGCUGCUACCCCCGCGAGGGCUGGAGGUACUCCCGCGAGUACAACGGCAUCCUCGGGCCCUUCGGCGAGCUCAUGACCGAGGCCGACAUCCUCCGCAUCGAACAGCAAAUCGAGAACCUGCAGGUGCUGCACAAGGCGCAGAAGCUGGAGGCGCGCCUGAAGCAGCUGGAGCUGGAGCUGGAGCAGCUGCUUCCCAUCUCAGCCGCGCCCCCGCGCUACGACAGCCUCACCCUGGACCUCUUCAUGCUCGGCUACUUCCAGCUGCUGGAGAUGGGCCUGAGCCGCGAGGAGCGCAAGUUCCGCCACCUGCUGUGCUACGAGAUGUUCGACCGGCUGGGCAGCCACCCGUGGGAGCUCAUCCGUCGCUUCCACCGCGUGGUGCUGGAGGAGGUGGAGGCUGGCCGGCGGGGCUGGAGCGACGGCUUUGAGGAUCUCAGGCAACAGUUCUUUGGAGACGGCCCGGACGCUCAGCGCCCUUGGGAGGAAGAGGCCGAGAAGGAGCAGGAAGAGAAGAAAGAAGAAGAGGAGAAAGAGGUGGAGGAGAAGGACGAGGACGAGGAGGAGGAGAAGAAGGAGGAGAAGGAGGGGGAGAGGGAGCAGGCCCAAGAAGCUGCUUCAGCUCAGACGGACUGGCCAGAGGGGCAGCCGGAGGCCCCGGCCCCCGCUGAAGACCCCCUGGAGCUGUUUACUGAAAUGGGCGAGUUCAGCAACGAGGACAUCUGCCGGUACAUCGACCGCAGCUUCUCCUUCUGGAAGGAGAAGGAGGCGGAGCUUUUUGACAUCUGAGCCGAAGAAUUCAGAUUUCCCCUCACGCACCUUAGCCUGGGCCUGGAUAUCUGCCUGGAUGCCUGGAUGAUGCGCUCCGAAGUCAGAAGCUAACCAAGAACCCUGGAGGGUGGCCUUGGAAAACCCAGGACCAGGCGGCCUGGCCACUGAGGUCGCAUCAUGGCCGGCUGUGGGGAGUUGGCCGGAUAGGCCAGGCGUGGCACAGGGCAGACCAGGAGUGCCCUCCGGCCCUGCAGCCUUGCCUGGCUCCGUGUGGAGCCAGGUGGAAGGAGCAGCCCCUCUGAGCGAGGGACUGUGGGUCCCCCUUGGGGCUGUGUGGCUCUCCACCCCUCUCUGGAUUUCACUGGGGUUCACAGCUACCUCUUUGGUGAAGGUGGGGGAGCCAGGUGUGCAGUGUUCCGUGUGACGUGUUCUCUGUAAGGUGCGAGUAAUAAAACCCUUCGCUCUGA
Messenger RNA from Myotis brandtii (Brandt's bat), 2762 nucleotides. It is a transcript of the gene ESPN, whose product is annotated as espin. Lineage: Eukaryota; Metazoa; Chordata; Mammalia; Chiroptera; Vespertilionidae. Bases 1 to 2313 code for a protein of 770 amino acids. Gene Ontology annotation, molecular function: actin filament binding. Gene Ontology annotation, cellular component: cytoplasm. The transcript has 11 exons. Gene Ontology annotation, biological process: actin filament bundle assembly. The record is from RefSeq and is a predicted model, not a curated record.